Molecule: messenger RNA, 1180 nt
Organism: Ictalurus furcatus (blue catfish)
Lineage: Eukaryota; Metazoa; Chordata; Actinopteri; Siluriformes; Ictaluridae
Product: macrophage mannose receptor 1-like
Exons: 4
Coding region: 425-1180 (251 amino acids)
Source: RefSeq, a predicted model, not a curated record
GCCACAUUUGGGUAUGAUCGAGACGAUCUCUCCUGCUGAACACAUCGUCCUUUAUUACUGAUGUCACUUCACCCACAUGCUGAAGUGUUAAAGUUAUAUUAAUGUACAGUAUGGAGGAAGUACAGGGGUUUGGGGUUUUUUUUUUAUUAUUAUUUUUUAAAAAUUUAUUUACCUAUUUACAUGUCAGCAUCACAUGAUCGUGUGGAUGUUAAAGGGGUUUGAUUUGAACAUUAAGACUCCAUUCAGCAGCGAGCACCUCAUCAGGUAAGACUGCAGCACUUUACCUGGAUCUGUUCACCUGAUCACGUUCUCAUAUCACUGAUUAGUUAUUGACAAAUUCACACACUGCUUUUAUCAUUUACACUUCACACACACAGCCAGCUCUCUCUGACAACAAGCCCUUCUUCUGAUACAAGACAUCACCAUGGUAACCGUGUCAGUUCUGCUCCUUCUGCUCUCAGCUUUUUCUCCUCCAGUCCACAGCCGUCUCACUACGUUCCAGAUCAUUCCGAGUGGCAUGACUCAGACUGCGGCUCGGGCAGCUUGCAGAGAUAAUUACAUCGACCUCGUCACUGUGUACUCUGAUGAAGACAACACUGACCUGUAUAAUAUGAAGCCUUAUGGGAAUUGGAGAUGGAUCGGUCUCUAUCGCAGUGUGUUCAGUGAGAAAUGGUCUAAUGGUGAUCCUGUAACAUUCAGAAAUCUGGCAGGGGUUUGUGGGACAUCAAGCUACUGUGCUGCUAUGAAGGCUGAUGGUUCAUGGGAAAGUCUUCAGUGCACAGAGACGCGAUAUUUCAUGUGCUAUGAAGAAGAUGUUUCUUCACAGACUCCUAAUUAUCAUCUAAUCCUUGAGAAUAAGACCUGGUCUGGUGCUCAGCGUUACUGCAGGGGGAAAUACACUGACCUGGUCAGUAUCAGAGAUCAGCAGCAGAAUGAAGAGGUGAAGAUUAAAGGGUUAAACAGCACCACGUCCUUCUGGAUCGGCCUGCUGUGUGAUGACUGGCAGUGGACCGAUGGAGGAAACUCCACCUACAGAAACUGGGCCUGGGGGAGUGGUCAUCCUCUAUCAUCACCAUACGACUGUGUAGUAGUAUUGAGUGGAUGGGGAUGGAAUUCAGUACCGUGCAGUAAUAAUUACGUCCCUCUGUGCUACGGUAAGUGUGGACUUUCCAAACAGUAA